AUGGAUAAUGGCGGUUCCCUCACCACAGGCACGCUUACCGCCUCGAUAACCCAAGCUGCGACGACGACCAGCAAACUCUACAGCACCAGCACGGCUCUCGCAUCACCAAGCGAAAAUGGAGGAAAUCACGGCCCCACGGUUUCUGCGACUACAAUCGUCUUUUUGGUGCUGGCAUUCAUCUCCGUCGCACUCCGGAUCAUUGCAAGAGGUUUUAUUGCACGGAGAAUGCGCAUUGAUGAUUACCUUAUCCUCGUCGCCUUUGCGUUAUCCUUCGGCAUGUGUCUUUCUAUCAUACAAGGUGUGAACUAUGGGUUCGGACGGCACUCAAGUGCAAUACCGUAUGCCAUGGCACUGGAGAAGCAAAAAUAUCAAUAUGCGUUUACAUUACUCUUUAAUCCAGCGAUUGCUGUGACGAAAGUGUCGAUCUUGGCAUUCUACUUACUGGUUUUCAAAGUGCAAAAGCACUUUCGGAGAUUCUGCUGGAUUACCAUGGCGGUAGUUAUCAGUGCAGGAGUCGCACUUACCCUCCUAUUAGCAUUUCGAUGCUCCCCUAUCGGACUCGUUUUCGAUCCGGAGUCAAAUAGGCAGCCGUUUGAGGGUUGUAUUGGAACUGUUCGUAUAUACUUUGCCUCAGCACCAGUCAAUAUACUCGAAGACCUCGCCAUAAUUGUCCUUCCCAUUCCCGUCCUUACGUCACUCCGCCUCCCUACCCGGCAAAAGGCUAUCUUGCUCGUUGUAUUUAGCCUCGGAUUAUUUGAUAUCGUCGUGGGGAUAAUCCGCAUACAUUACUUCCAAUUAACAGAAAGCCAAGCACUCGACUUCGAUUACAAUGCAGCAUAUUCAUUCAUGUGGGCAGCAAUUGAAGUUAACGUCGGAAUUGUCUGUGCAUCAAUUCCGAUGACAAAGCCUUUGGUUUCAAGGUUCUUUCCUGGCUGGUUAGGCUCGACGUCGCUAUCCGAAGGUCAUCGGGAUGUUACCCACUAUGAUCCUACAUUCUAUAAUAACAGCCCCGGAACCCCGCUGACACCUCAAAUGCCCCUCGCACGUCGUGGCACAAUUGGCAGCACAAGCCAUAGGCCGUCAAUCGGUGUUGCGUGGAUGUCCGCCUAUGGGGAUGACCACGGUGCGAUAGGCGAGCUGGGACAUGUUGAUGGUGAUGGCAAGAUUAUCUCUCCCCGAGGAAGGCGAAAUGCCCACCCCGCCAAUAGACUUGAGGCAGCACUAUGGGAAGAUAAUGCGAUAUUCAUUAAAACACCACCUGGGACGCUUCACAGAAUCGCGGAACGAGGACGGGAGCAUCGGUAUGGCAGCCUCGAAAAUGGCGGGAGUGGUUCUACCGCUGUCGCUCAACCAAGCGAAGCUAGUAGCUAUCUCGAGCAUGUCCCAACAACCACGAAGCCGCAAACCCCACCCUGGGAAAAGCUAGAACUAGAUGAAAUCGAUCCACUAGACUCGAGCGGCAUUGUCCGGUCCCCCACGGCUCUGACCGGGCCCGAAGAGGAUAUUCCACCAUGGGAGAAGCUAGAACUCCCCGGAUUAGAUGAUCCGAACCUUAUGGGGUUCAACGAACCGUUUAAAUCCAAGUCCUCGUCGAAAUCCCCGGGAGAUUCUUCGGCAACUACAUACUACGAACCAAAGAGGAAACAGUCUCGCAAAACAUCUACUUCAUCGACAGGAUCCUCUUCGACCCGGGCCCCAUCUGGAAUAUUUGGAAUCGGACGCUCUCGGAGUAAAUCUAGACCUGAAGGCCUCUCUUUAGAAAUUCCCAACCGAUAUAGUGGCCAAAUCCCCCAGAUUUUUGAGCCAGGGUCCAGAAAGGCCAGUCAAGAUACUGACGUCUCACCAACUGAUAAACGGCGUUCUAUGAAAACGGGGCCAGAACCCCUUCUACCACCACCACCUCCGGGGAUGGAUACCCCGGACGGCUCAACACCCCACCUUCCACCCCCAACUGUCUCCUCGAGGCACCGCUCCAGCUCAUCAUCCGGCGAAGCACCACUUGGUGCACGAAAAGAACAAAUCGACGUCGCCGAACUCGCUAACGAAAAACAAAUCGUCGAACCACCCGAUGAAACACUAACUCCCAUCGUCGAUCCUCAACCCUGGGACAAUCUUCAUUUGGAUGAUUUAAGCAACAAAGCAAAACCAUACAACUCAACCCCAUCACCUGAAGAAACCCAUUCAAAGCCUUCAGCUACUCGUACAGAAUCAACAAAGAGUACUUCACUACUUCGAGAUACCCUUACACGAGAACAAUAUGAAAAAUUAGGAUCAAUCAUAGACCCAUCUACACCAGCUAGCGGGAUUGUAACACCCGCGUGGGCGAAAGAAGAGAAUUUACGGGAUGACGAGGGGGAUACACCCCCUGCGAUAAUUGGAUCUAGUACAGGAUUUGCUAGAGUUGGCGGAGCACCAGCCAGAGAGCGGAAACUAAAAGACUAUUUUGGAGAAGAGAAUAUCGGUGCCUUUAUGGAGAUCGGGCCGGGGAGGUCUGGUAAUCGUGCCGAUGAAGACGAUGAAGAUGAAGACGAGGAUGAGGAAAGGAAGCAGAAGAGAUGGUAA
Orbilia oligospora ATCC 24927 is the source of this 2562-nucleotide messenger RNA. RefSeq lists its product as uncharacterized. NCBI's taxonomy places the organism in Eukaryota, Fungi, Ascomycota, Orbiliomycetes, Orbiliales, Orbiliaceae. Bases 1 to 2562 code for a protein of 853 amino acids. The transcript has 2 exons. The record is from RefSeq and is a predicted model, not a curated record.